CUCUCUCUCUCUCUCAGUCUCUCUCUCUAGCCAUGGCGACAGACCCUCCGCUGAGGGUUCCUGACCCCCCGGAAACCUCGGUCGAUGAAGAUCAGGCCAAGAAUCAGGGAACUGAAGUAACAGGGGCACAGAAUGAACAAGAGGAAGCCAAGAAUCAUGAAAUUGAUGAAACAGGGGCGCAAGAGGAUGCCAAGAUUCCAGAAAUUGAUGAAACAGGAGCGCAGAAAGAGCAAUAUCAGGCAAAGAAUCAAGAAACUGAAGUAACAGGGGCACUGAAAGAGCAAGAGGAGGCCAAGAAUCAAGAAAUUGAUGAAACAGGGGCACAGAAAGAUCAAGAGGAGGCAAAGACUCAAGAACUUGAAGUAACAGGGGCACGGAAAGAGCAAAAGGAGGCCAAGAAUCAAGAAAUUGAAGUAACAGGGGCACAGAAAGAGCAAGGGGAGGCCAAGAAUCAAGAUGAUUUUCUCCGGAGCCUGCAAUUGGAGCACGAACGCUUAACCAGAGAGCUGGAUGUCCUCACGAAGAGGAACGAGGAGCUUCAGCGUCAAUUGGAGCACCAACGCUUAACUAUCGAGCUGGAUGUCCUCACAAAGAGGAACGAGGAGCUUCAGCAUCAAUUGGAGCACCAAUGCUUAACCAGGGAGCUGGAGGUCCUCACGAAGAGGAACGAGGAGCUUCAGCAUCAAUUGGAGCACCAACGCUUAACCAGCGAGCUGGAGGUCCUCACAAAGAGGAACGUGGAGCUUCAAUUGGAGCACCAACGCUUAACCAGGGAGCUGGAGGUCCUCACGAAGAGGAACGAGGAGCUUGAGCAUCAAUUAGAGCACCAAGGCUUAACCAGGGAGCUGGAGGUCUUCACGAAGAGGAACGAGGAGCUUCAGCGUCAAUUGGAGCACCAAUGCUUAACCAGCGAGCUGGAGGUCCUCAAGAAGAGGAACGAGGAGCUUCAGCAUCAAUUGGAGCACCAACGCCAAACCAGGGAGCUGGAGGUCCUCACGAAGAGGAAUGAGGAGCUUCAGCAUCAAUUAGAGCACCAACGCUUAACCAGCGAACUGGAGGUCCUCACGAAGAGGAACGAGGAGCUUCAGCGUCAAUUGGAGGACGCAACAGGAGACCAAUCAGACAUGGAAGAACAUGCUGCGUUUUUGAGGCAGCGGUUAAUGGAGGGAGAAUGGCUGCGAUGAUUCCUGAGUUAGGGAGGAUUUUCGAGCACUCAGAAGCUCAGCAUCACGGUUUGGUGGAUAUGAUAGAGGAAGCAAGGAGAGAGUUGGAGCUUUUGGAUUUGCUCCGGAACCUGCAAUUGGAGGAAGCAACAGGGGCAGGGCUUGAUCCUAGCUUUUUCUACUGUGCAAGACAGUUCGACUGUGACUCUUUGUUUGAUAUGAAUAAGGAAAUCUUUUGAUUCUGAAAUCCAUAUCCUUCAAUUCAUAGAGACCACCCUCUUGUGUUAGUAGUACGAAAUAUGGCCAUUCUUUUCUAUAAUCCAUAUGCCUUGUAUGAAGAAGCAACGACCCUCUCUCUCUCUCUUCUGUGGAUGUAGAAUGGAAUUGCAGCAGCACCAUUUUUUAGUGUAAACCAUUUUGAAUAGAAUUCCUCCUUGCAUUGCAUGAAGC
Molecule: messenger RNA, 1613 nt
Organism: Amborella trichopoda
Lineage: Eukaryota; Viridiplantae; Streptophyta; Magnoliopsida; Amborellales; Amborellaceae
Source: RefSeq, a predicted model, not a curated record